Molecule: messenger RNA, 1602 nt
Organism: Colletotrichum gloeosporioides
Lineage: Eukaryota; Fungi; Ascomycota; Sordariomycetes; Glomerellales; Glomerellaceae
Exons: 2
Coding region: 1-1602 (533 amino acids)
Source: RefSeq, a predicted model, not a curated record
AUGGACCCUCACGAGGGUUUCAUCAGGCCUACCGAUGAAUAUGCUGUUGGGAAGGAGUUCAACUUGUUCCCAUAUAAGCCCACCGAGCCUCAUGGCACGGAGGCGUACCGACGCCGACGUCUUCCGGCAGACGAGAUCGUCGGCAGCAUUCGAGGUUUUGACCCGACGAGGGACUUCACCACAACCAAAGCCAAGGUGCGGAUCGAGGACCACAUUCGCAUCGGCAUGAAUCAGCAGUCUCAGAUCUUUGGUCUCAGCAUCGUGCAUGCUCCGUUGGACGAGCGUCCGGCAACUGAGCAGCAAUCCCUCUACCACCCCGUCGGAUCUGGCCAUCCCAUCACCUGGAACCUGGUCGGCAAGGCGGUCGAUGUGGAGUACGCCUUGAGCGGUUCCGUGGGAGUUAAACAGGUUGAGGAAGCGGCUGAUGGGCGUGUUUGCUGUGAGCACGCCGCCUAUACGUACUAUCGCAGCCUGGGCAAGACUGGGCACCCGCACAUCAUGCCGCAGUUCUACGGCACUUGGGUCAUGGAGCUUGAUGAUGGUCUUGACGAUGAGGGUUUCCCGAUGAGCAGAUACGUCUGUGUCUUGCUCCUUGAGUACAUUCAUGGCUACUCUAUCGACGAGUUAUGCUAUCACGAAGAGGAAGAUGAGGACUACUUUGGCAAGCUGGCCGGCUUCCAUCGGGUCGACAACACCUGGACCAACGGCUGGAUGGACGAACCGACUCGAGCGCUCGUCAUCAAGAAGAUGCUCCACGGCGUUGUUGUCGGCAUGCACCACGGCGUUCAACACCACGAAGCCAACCCGGAGAACGUCUUCAUGACACUGCGGGACGGCACCAACAACACCGACCUGGACGAGCUCCGCGUGGUCCUGCUCGAUCACACCGCCACCCAGAUCUGGCGCAAGACUGUCGAUUCGCAUUUCCACGGAAGAACACACUGUCUCGAGAAGCUCCCGUAUCCUCCUCAUCCCAAGCAGGGUUGCAGCGUGGUACCACUCGAGGACUACGUGGGGUGGUGGCCACCGGCUCCCGAAGAUCGUCCUGGCGAGGACUUGAAUGAGAUGUUUGACGCGUGGAUGCUCAACGAGGACGUGUUUGGCCCGUUGGAAGCGGGCUUGCAAGGGCAGGGGUGGCCGCACAAGUACGUAAAGUACUCCACACUCGUUACGCUGGACGUUAUCGAGACGCAGGAGCCUCAUGAGAUGAGAAAGAAGGUGAUGCGCGAGGUGAUUAUCCCCAAGGUCCUCUCGUACUGGCGUAUGAUGAAGGAAAACGAUCGCGCGGAGCUCGGGGAUCGGGAGAAGAUUUGCGAGGAGAGUGAAGACGAGUCUUUCGGAGAAAGUAAUUCGUCUCUUGAGGAGUAUACUAGACAUCUUCAAGGGAGGAACGAGUUUCUCGAACAGCACGUCAAAUCGCUCGAAGACAGAAACGAAUCUCUUGAGGAGAGAAAUAGACUUCUUGAGGAGAAGCUUGAGGCGCUCAGUUCGGAAGAGUCUUCCGCAAGCUCACGGCGUUCCUUGUCUAAUUUCCAGCCCCCGCGAAACCAACAGCCUCAACCUAAGCAAAUUCCACGCGGCCCAGCUGAGCCACAGUUCUAA